CUGAACAACAACAUAGCCGAUAUGAUCAACAAGGAUUGGCUGUUCUUCUCUCAAGUCAAGUAUGCCACUGCCAAGUUGUUUGCUGGUUCCAUUCUUCUGAACACUCGAAAUGGACAAGUCAUCAUCACCAAUACUGUCGAAGUGUAUGGUAAAACCAAGCACAUGGCUUCCCAC
Messenger RNA from Zychaea mexicana, 174 nucleotides. RefSeq lists its product as uncharacterized. The record is from RefSeq and is a predicted model, not a curated record. The transcript has a single exon. Lineage: Eukaryota; Fungi; Mucoromycota; Mucoromycetes; Mucorales; Lichtheimiaceae. The annotation marks the transcript as partial.